CGUUGCAGUUGACCUCACUACUGUCCUGCACUUUCCCAAGUAGAAAUGGCUUUCCUGCGGUUCGGCAUCCUCCUAGCAGUUAUUUCAGUAGCAGUUUCUCAAGAACUGUUCUGUUCUUCACCCUCAACGUUCUACAUUCCAGAUGUCAAGGCCAACUGGAUCGCAGCUGUGCAUCAUUGCAACCGCCUCGGAAUGCGUCUGGCCGUAGUCGAGGCCGAAUGGAAGCAAACCGAGAUUGUCCGAUUAGCGCGCAGUUCCCACAUGUUCCUGGCAGAUGUCACCAGUUUCGAUCUGUGGAUCGGUGCAAACGAUAUGGCUCUGGAGGGAAAGUUCAUAUGGCAUGCCACCGGAUUGCCACUCGGGUAUACCAACUGGAAGAAAAAUGAACCGAACAAUUUGCACACCAAGGAGCACUGUGUGCACAUGUGGUACCUGCCGUCGUCAGACUUGUACUGGGACUGGAACGACCUUGACUGUGAAAAUAGUUUUUAUUUUGUGUGUGAGAAUGUCGGAGUACAACCUUGAAAAGUGUAAA
Messenger RNA from Aedes albopictus (Asian tiger mosquito), 535 nucleotides. Its product is annotated as lectin subunit alpha-like. The transcript has 2 exons. Gene Ontology annotation, molecular function: signaling receptor activity. The coding region runs from base 46 to 525 and encodes 159 amino acids. Lineage: Eukaryota; Metazoa; Arthropoda; Insecta; Diptera; Culicidae. The record is from RefSeq and is a predicted model, not a curated record.